Colletotrichum chrysophilum is the source of this 582-nucleotide messenger RNA. RefSeq lists its product as uncharacterized. NCBI's taxonomy places the organism in Eukaryota, Fungi, Ascomycota, Sordariomycetes, Glomerellales, Glomerellaceae. The transcript is spliced from 2 exons. The record is from RefSeq and is a predicted model, not a curated record. Bases 1 to 582 code for a protein of 193 amino acids.
AUGGAUCCCAUCACCAGCUCCGUGUCUGCUCUCCACACGACCUACCAACUCAUUCUCUUCAGUGUCGACGUUGACCAAGUCACAUCUCAAACAUGCCAUCGAGAUCUUCAACAUCUGAUCGAAAUCCGGAACGAAUGCCUGCACUUGCUUGAAAAGACGCCCAUCGUACUCAACCGCGUAAACGAAAUCAUCGCCGCCGCAGACAAAGGCCUCAUCGAGGUGUGCCAGAUUGUCGAGAAGUGCCGACCUGACGCCAAUAACGGCAAGGUUCCCUUCAAGAACCGUGUUGGAUGGGUCUUGUUUGAUUCGAGAGAGUUCAGAGCACAGGAACCUGUGAUCAGCAGACACCAUGCAGCGGUGUUGUCGGAGCUGAACUUCUUGAGGCAAACGGCGCUUCUCGCACCGCAGCUACAACAACAGAAGCCGGCUAUCACCACCGAGAUCAAGAAAGGAACUGAAAUUUUCGACAAUGUCGCUCUUCUCGGUGGCCUCAUGGGAGAAAUGGCGUUCUCAGGUAUGGCUAGCCGCAACCGUUUUCCCAAGUUAUGCUUGCUUGCUGGCAAUGCUUCCAUGAUCAUCUAA